CACCAAUUUACAAAUCGAUUUCCUAAAUGUUGGUGUCAAACCGUAGCAAUUGUCUCUGAUUUGAUCUCGAGCAGCUUGUGAAUUCAGUUGUGUAUUUUGUUAUAUUACCUGUGCGGUUCUGAAUUCAACUAAGCCGAGUGUGUUUCUGUUGCUAAAUGGUGGCUUUGCCUGUUUCUUUGUAGCCAGCUCGGCUACUCCUUCUUUUUUCUGUGGCAGAAAGAAAGAAAGAAAGAAAGAUCGUGUGAGAGUUGCUUUCCCACCACUUGCCCCCUUUUUCUAUUUGAUUUUCUUAAGUGAAGGAGUCACUUUUUGUCUUCAACGCGAGUACUUUCGCCCUCCUCUGCUCAGCUGCUUCUCUCUCUCUCUCUCUCUCUCUCUCUCUCUCUCUCUCUCUCACACGCGCGCGCGCACGCAGGCAGGCGGGCACGCGCACGCAGGGGGCCGGUGGGCUGCAGCGGGCUCACUUGACUCCCCGGAGUUGGAUCGUCGCGCCGCGCGCAGCUGUCCGGCAGACGUUCAGAACUAGAACGUCCACAUCAGCUCUCCUACGCCGUUUUUUGUUUUGUUUUGUUUUUCUGUGUGUGUGCGCUUUGUUUGCUUUUGUGUGGGGGAAGCGGACGACGACUCGCUUCGCUUGCCGUGCACGAAAAAGACCGAGAACGGCUCACGGCUCACGGCUCACCUGGAGCAUGCGCGCGUGAGGGCGCGUGAGGGCGCAGCUCAAGUGGCUUCCGUGGAUCCGCACAAGACGGCUCGAGGUGCCGGCGGGAUUUGGCGGCUGCCCGCCGCGGACAUGUGGAAGUUUGCGGCGCUGUAGCGCGGCCAGAGAGUCCGAGCCCCCCGCCGGCGGUUGUUAAUCCGUCCCGCGUUCAGGAGCUGCCCGCGAUGUAAAUUUGGAACGUGCGGUUUCUGGAGGACGCUAUCCCGCUGAGUUCGCUGCGCGCUUCUGUUUCGGCUUUCUUUGGCCUCGCCGCAAUGCUGGGAUCCCUCCUGAAGCCCGUGGUGCUGAUCCUGGUCCUGGUCCUGGUCCCGGCCCCGGUCCCGGUCCUGGGCGCAGCCGGACAGCCGUGCCCGGCCGCGUGCUCCUGCACCGGGACGGCGGUGGACUGUCACGGCCAAGGGCUCCGCGGCGUGCCCCGGAACGUUCCCCGCAGCACCGAGAGACUGGAUCUGAACGCAAACAACCUGACGAAAAUCACCAAGGCCGAUUUUGCUGGCUUGAGGAAUCUGCGCGUGUUGCAGCUUAUGGAGAACAAAAUCAGCACAAUCGAGCGAGGAGCUUUCCAGGACCUGAAGGAACUGGAGAGACUGCGCCUGAAUCGGAAUAAUCUGGCUGUGUUUCCCGAGCUUCUCUUCCUGGGCACCACGAAGCUUCACAGACUUGACCUCAGCGAGAACCAGAUUCAAGGGGUGCCCAGGAAAGCCUUCAGGGGAGCUGUGGAAAUAAAGAAUCUCCAGCUGGACUACAACCACAUCGGCUGCAUCGAGGACGGCGCCUUCAGAGCCUUACGCGACCUGGAAGUGCUCACCCUCAACAACAACAACAUCAGCCGGCUGUCGGUGGCCAGUUUCAACCACAUGCCCAAGCUUCGGACCUUUCGCCUGCACUCCAACAACCUGCAAUGUGACUGCCACGUGGCCUGGCUGUCGGAGUGGCUGCGGCAGCGCCCCCGUCUGGGACUCUACACGCAAUGCAUGUCCCCGCCGCACUUGAGGGGGCACAAUGUUGCAGAAGUGCAGAAGAAGGAGUUUGUCUGCACAGGUUACCAGUCGUCGUCCUCGUCCUGCAGCGUGUUGCAGUGCCCCGAGUCGUGCACCUGCAGCAACAACAUUGUGGACUGCAGAGGCAAGAGUCUGACAGAAAUACCCACCAACCUCCCCGAAACCAUUACCGAGAUACGACUGGAGCAGAACGCCAUCAAGGUGAUUCCAGCCGGGGCUUUUUCUUCCUAUAAGAAACUGCGAAGAAUAGACUUGAGCAACAAUCAGAUUUCAGAGUUGGCUCCGGAUGCCUUCCAAGGUCUGCGGUCCCUCAACUCUCUAGUUCUGUAUGGCAAUAAAAUAACGGAGAUCUCCAAAGGGCUGCUCGAAGGGCUCUUUUCUCUGCAGCUGUUGUUGCUGAACGCGAAUAAGAUCGCGUGUCUGCGCGUGGACGCCUUUCAGGACCUCCACAAUCUCAACCUUCUCUCGCUGUAUGACAACAAGCUCCAGACCAUCGCCAAGGGAACCUUCUCAUCGCUGAGGGCCAUACAGACGCUUCAUUUAGCGCAAAACCCGUUCAUCUGCGACUGCCACCUGAAGUGGUUGGCGGACUACCUGCAGGACAAUCCCAUCGAGACCAGCGGCGCCCGCUGCACCAGCCCUCGGCGCCUCGCCAACAAACGAAUCGGGCAAAUCAAGAGCAAGAAGUUCCGCUGCUCAGCUAGAGAACAGUAUUUCAUCGCAGGAGUGCACCGUGUCGGCUGUACGGAGGAUCACCGCAGCAAGCUGGGAGGGGACUGCUUCGCCGACCUGGCCUGCCCGGAGAAGUGCCGCUGCGAGGGCACCACGGUGGACUGCUCCAACCAGAAGCUGACCAAAAUACCAGACCGCAUCCCUCAAUACGCCGCCGAACUGCGCCUGAACAACAAUGAAUUUACUGUGCUUGAGGCGACAGGGAUCUUCAAAAAGUUACCCCAGCUGAGGAAGAUUAACCUGAGUAAUAACCGCAUCGCCGACAUAGAGGAGGGCACUUUCGAAGGAGCUUCCGGGGUCAAUGAGCUCAUUUUGACCUCCAACAGAUUGGAAAAUGUACAUCAGCGCAUGCUGAAGGGACUCAGUGGCCUGCGCACACUCAUGCUCCGGAGCAACCGCAUCAGCUGCGUGAGCAACGGCAGCUUCGUGGGUCUGAGCUCCGUGCGUCUGCUGUCGCUCUACGACAACCAGAUCACCUCCAUGAACCCCGGCGCCUUCGACACGCUGCAUUCGCUCUCCACGCUCAACCUCCUGGCCAAUCCCUUCGACUGUAACUGUCAUCUGGCCUGGCUCGGCGAUUGGCUGAGGAGGAAGCGCAUCGUCACGGGCAACCCUCGCUGCCAGAGUCCUUACUUCCUGAAGGAGAUCCCCAUCCAGGAUGUGGCCGUCCAGGACUUUGCUUGUGAAGACGGGCGCGAGGACAACAGCUGCUCUCCGGCGCUGAGGUGCCCGGCGGAGUGCUCGUGCCUGGACACGGUGGUGCGCUGCAGCAACAAGGGACUCGCCGCUCUGCCCAGAGGCCUGCCCAAAGAAACCACUGAGCUGUAUCUGGAUGGGAACCACUUCACGCAGGUUCCUGUGGAGCUCUCCGAUUACAAACACUUGACACUCAUUGAUUUGAGUAACAACCAGAUCAGCACGUUGUCCAACCACAGCCUCAGUAACAUGUCCGAGCUGCUUACCCUAAUCCUGAGCUACAACCGUUUGCGGUGCAUACCGGUGAGGGCGUUCGACGGCCUCGAGUCUCUGCGUUUGCUGUCUCUGCAUGGAAAUGAUAUAUCGCUGAUACCAGAAGGAGCCUUCAAAGAUCUGUCAUCACUGUCACACUUGGCUCUGGGCGCCAACCCGCUGCACUGCGACUGCCACAUGCAGUGGUUGUCCGACUGGGUGAAGAGCGGCUACAAGGAGCCCGGCAUCGCCCGCUGCGCCGGGCCCGGCGACAUGAUCGACAAACUGCUGCUCACCACGCCGUCCAAGAAGUUCACCUGCACAGAAGUCCCGGGGCCUUGUGGUUUUCUGGUGCCAGGCCCGGUCGACAUCGGCAUCCAGGCGAAAUGCGAGCCGUGCCUGUCCGGCCCGUGCGAGAACGACGGCACGUGCUUCGAUGACCCGGUGCGCUACUACCGCUGCACCUGCCCCUACGGCUUUAAGGGCCAGAACUGCGAGGAACCCAUCCAUGCUUGCAUCAGUGACCCCUGCCAGAAUGGAGGAACUUGUCAUCUCAAGGAAGGCCAAGGCCCCAUUUUUUGGUGCGUGUGUCCCGAGGGCUUCGAGGGCGACUCUUGUGAGUUCAACAUCGACGACUGCGAAGACAACGACUGCGAGAACAACUCGACGUGCGUGGAUGGCGUCAACAACUACACGUGCAUGUGCUCACCGGAAUACACAGCUGCUACCAAUGAGGUGGAGAGAGGGGAGCUAUGUGAAGAGAAACUGGAUUUCUGUGCUCCCGAAUUGAACCCAUGUCAGCACGAUUCAAAGUGCAUUCUGACCCCUCAGGGAUACAAGUGUGAGUGCACCCCAGGUUACGUCGGCGAGCACUGUGAGCUGGACUACAACGACUGUGAUGAAAACAAGUGUCAGAAUGGCGCUCAGUGCAUUGACGCCAUCAACGGGUACACCUGCGUGUGUCCGGAGGGCUACAGCGGGUUAUUCUGCGACUCGUCCCCGCCGAUGGUCCUCCCUCGCACCAGCCCGUGCGACACCCACGACUGCCUCAACGGGGCGCAGUGCGUCGUCAUGGGAACAGACCCCCGCUGCCAAUGUCUCCGAGGCUACGAGGGGCAGCGCUGCGAGACGCUCGCCAGCGUCAACUUCGUCGACCGCCGCUCUUACCUGCAGCUUCCCUCCAAUCCGAUCUCACCGCGGACCAACAUUAGCCUGCAGAUGGCUACAGACGAGGACAGCGGAGUGUUGUUAUAUAAGGGGGAUAACGAUCACAUCGCUGUGGAGCUUUAUCGGGGACGCCUUCGGGUCAGCUACGAUACGGGCUCUUACCCUCCCUCGGCCAUCUACAGUGUGGAGACAGUGAACGACGGCGGUUUCCACGCGGUGGAGUUGCUCGCGGCGGAGCAGACUUUGUCUCUGUCCAUCGACGGCGGGGCGCCCAAAUCCAUCAACUCCAUCAGCAAACAGUCCACGCUCAACAUGGAUUCCCCGCUUUACCUGGGCGGGAUGCCGGAGCGCGCCUCGCCAUCCGGGGGGCUGUCGGCCUCGCAGCACAGCUCGGGCGGACCGAACGGCAGCAGCUUCCACGGCUGCCUCCGGAACCUCUACAUCAACGGCGAGCUGCGGGACCUCGGAGCGGGCGCCGGGGCCGCGCGGAGCCCCUCUCGACGGUGGCUCGGUCGAGGGGUGGAGCCGGGGUGCCGGCCCUGCCAGAGCGGCGCCUGCGUCCAGGGGGACUGCCGCCCGACUGGACAUCGGGGCUUUACCUGCGCCUGCCGCCCGGGCUGGACCGGCCCGCUCUGCGACCGGCGAGUCGACGACCCGUGCGACGGCAACAAGUGUAUUCACGGAACGUGCCUGGCCAUCAACUCCUACUCGUACUCCUGCCGCUGCCAGCCCGGAUUCGGCGGCGUUCUCUGUGACCAGCGGGACCGGGAAGCGGCCGAUCCCUGCGGCCCGUCUCGCUGUAAACACGGCAAAUGUCGAGUGUCGGGACUGGGCAAAGUGUACUGCGAGUGUGACAGCGGAUACGCCGGAGAGGCUUGCGAUAAAGAGGUGGCCUGCAGAGGGGAACGGGUCCGAGAUGUCUACCAGCGACAGCGAGGCUACGCGGCGUGCCAAACCCAGGAGAAGGUCUCCCGUCUAGAGUGCAGGGGCAGCUGCCCGGAGGCGGCGGACGGACACGGGGCCUGCUGCACCCCCCUCCGCAGCAAACGCAGGAAAUACACCUUCCAGUGCACUGACGGCUCCUCUUUUGUUCAGGAAGUGGAGAAAAUCGUUAAGUGUGGCUGUACAAAGUGUUCCGCAUAAUAAAAAAAAAAAGAAAAAAAAGAAAACAAACAAAAAAAAGACUUUACUCUUUGCAAGAUAUGUUUUGUGUACCCGCCCGCCUUACUUGCUUCCCAUCUCCUUCUUUGAGAUCCUGACAAAACCCCCCCAUCAGUUUUUAAAAAAAAAAAACCUGAAAAAAAAGAAACCACAGUUUCUUACCUCGUCAGUGCUGGACUGAUGAUCGACGCUUCCUCGGUGGGGAUGUUGAAUUGUAUUGUAAAGUACAAAAACAGACUUAUUUUUUAUUAAGAAGUGGAGAAAAAGAGAAAAAAAACAACAACAAAAAAAAAGGAGUUGACUUUUUCCUGGCAUCCGCUCGCUUCGGUCGCUCACGAUGACUCGGACGACUCGUCCGUCGACCGGAAGACUCGCCGAGCGUCCUCGGAGAGUCGAAGAGAAACCCGAAUCGCUCGAGGAGCACAAAAGAGACUGUACGCAAUCCUCCGAACAAUUUCAUACAGCUACUGAACGACACUCCCCCCCAGCCCCCCCCCCCCCCCCCCCCCCCUCCGCUAUUUGUCACCUUCCAGGUUCAAUACUCCCCGCUCAUGAGUAUUUAUUGUACCAUAAAUACCUGUACUUAUUAAGUAGAUUCUCCCCCAUGUAUCAAUUCUGAUUCUUUUAAUAUAUAUUAAUUUAUAUUUCUCCUUAUUUUUGUAUUAAAAAGACAUAAUAAUCUGUCAAGAUAGUUGAACUAACAUAACGGUGUCCUUUAUUGUUUGUCCGUCUGUUUGUGUUAUCGGAACGUUUUUGUGUGCUUGCCAGAGACCUCGGUUCCAUUUUGAUCUGCAAAUGUGAUGUAUAUUUUUUUUGCUCACGUUUCUUGAGAGUUUGUACUGUGCCAUUACCAGAAGGUCUUUAUAUUAGAGUAUACGAACCAUAGCGUUGACCCUAGCGGAUGCCUAGAACAGUUUUUACCUUUUUAACAACUGGAUGCUUCGAGGAUACUGUGACUUUUUCUAAAUGAAACUACUUUGUUAGCCCCUCGGUCUCCGAUGUUUAACAUGUCGCUGCUAUGUUUUUGUACCGUAGACUUGGACCCGAUCCGUACGUUCUAUAGAAUCUCCUGCUCCGACACCUUGUGGAACAGAUAAAUAUGUCCCCCACUGCUACACGUGUGCAUUGUGCUUUUUAGCUCCUGUCUCUGCCCCAGACUAAUGUCAGUUCCCUUGACUGAUGUUUGUUCAUUAAAACCAAUAUUUACCUCA
Phyllopteryx taeniolatus (common seadragon) is the source of this 6941-nucleotide messenger RNA. It is a transcript of the gene slit2, whose product is annotated as slit homolog 2 (Drosophila). The record is from RefSeq and is a predicted model, not a curated record. Gene Ontology annotation, molecular function: Roundabout binding; calcium ion binding; heparin binding. The coding region runs from base 976 to 5712 and encodes 1578 amino acids. The transcript has 40 exons. Gene Ontology annotation, biological process: negative chemotaxis; retinal ganglion cell axon guidance; negative regulation of cell growth. Lineage: Eukaryota; Metazoa; Chordata; Actinopteri; Syngnathiformes; Syngnathidae.